Molecule: messenger RNA, 2115 nt
Organism: Echinococcus granulosus
Lineage: Eukaryota; Metazoa; Platyhelminthes; Cestoda; Cyclophyllidea; Taeniidae
Product: Puromycin-sensitive aminopeptidase
Exons: 13
Coding region: 1-2115 (704 amino acids)
Biological process (GO): proteolysis; peptide catabolic process
Cellular component (GO): cytoplasm
Molecular function (GO): zinc ion binding; peptide binding; metalloaminopeptidase activity
Source: RefSeq, a predicted model, not a curated record
AUGUUUCAGCAACUGGUCCGCUCGGCGACCUUUGUGGUCACAAAAAGCUCCAUUUCAUUUUUUGUUCAAGGGUCUGCCGCGGCAACAGGCUUUAUGGCCGAAAAUCACACGAAACACAGUAGACUUCCCCGAGCAAUAAAGCCUAUUAACUACAAACUUGACUUCAUACCUAACUUCACCAAUUUCACAUUCACUGCUGAUGCUUCAGUGGAGUUACAGGUGGUCGAACCUACAAACCGAAUAAUUUUCAACUCUAAAGGACUUGAAAUAUCAUCUGUAUCCUACCAAGAUACUCCAGCUACCAUUGCGUACGAUGAUGAACAGGAAACAGUUACAUUUGAGUUUCCCACUGGCCUUCAGUCUGGAGUAGGACAGUUAAACCUGAAAUUUAGUGGAAAGUUCGCCAAUGACAUGUUGGGUCUUUAUCGCAGCACGUACACAGAUAAACGUGGUAAAGAAAGCAACAUUCUUGCUACUCAAUUUGAGGCAGCCCUUGAAAAAGUUCUUGUUUCUUUUAGUCGGUUUAUGCUCGUCGGGCGUUUCCGUGCAUGGAUGAACCGGAACACAAAGCGACUUUUGACAUCAGCAUCAUUGGUCUUGACAACCAAGUUGCUCUCUCGAACAUGGGAGACGGCGCUAUUGAUCGAUCCGGAUAACUCCUCUCUGUUGUCAAAGCAGUACGUUGCGUUGACAGUAGCACACGAGUUGGCACACAUGUGGUUCGGCAACCUCGUGACAAUGUCGUGGUGGACGGAUUUGUGGCUUAAAGAGGGCUUCGCGACGUGGGCCGAAUACCUUGCUGUGGAUCAUUGCUUUCCUGACUACGAUAUUUGGACCCUCUUCGUGUCGAGGGAGUAUAUUCGAGCAUUGCGAUUGGACGAGCUGAAAAGCAGUCAUCCCAUUGAGGUUGAAGUGAACAGCGCCCAAGAGGUGGAGGAGAUCUUCGAUGAGGUGUCUUACCAAAAAGGCAGUUGUGUCAUUCGCAUGCUUCAUAAUCACAUGGGUGCCUGUCUCUUUCAAGAGGGAUUGAAGGCCUACUUUGAGAAAUUCAAGUAUUCAAACGCUAAAACGGAGGAUUUGUGGACAGCCCUUGAGACCACUGGUAUUGAUAAUGUUGCCGAACUCAUGUCUCUGUGGACGAAACAGACAGGCUAUCCUGUGAUCUCUGUUCGUCUCCUUCGCGCGCGUGAUGGAACUUACAGCAUUGGGUUGAGACAGCAACGAUUCCUUGCUGAUGGCAGCUCUGCGAAGGGCGAUUCACCAGUUCACUGGCGCAUCCCAAUUAACGUCUGCACUGUGGACGACUCCAAUAAGCUUCUUCUUCGCAAGGUUACGAGUAUCCCCUCCUCCUCCACCUCCUCGUCGUUCCCCACCAAAACUCCUGACCACGGUGACAAAGACCAUUCCGCGGCCGAGACUGAGGCCGAAUCCCAGGAAAUCAUCUACGCAUUGCCAGAUUUUACCGACUCUUCCCGAGUUCGUCUUAAUCCGGAUGCCAUCGGUUUCUACCGUGUGCAUUACGACCCUCCCAUGUUUAGCGCCAUUCUAGAAGCCAUCGGUCGCGGUACAGUGUCGGAACGUGACCGUAUCAGCCUGUUAGACGAUCAGUUUGCUCUGGCCCGGGCGGGUUUUCAAGGCCUGGACAGGGUGCUUCAGUUCUGUCGUGCAUUCGUUGGUGAGACGCGAUACAGUGUGUGGUCAGUACUGUCAGAGGGAUUGGCACAGGUUCGAACUCUCCUUGAGGAGGCGUCCUACCCGGCGGGAGAUGAUGUGAUUUUCCCAGAGGCGUCAAAAGAGAUUUGUGGGCUGAACAAACUGUACAUUGAGUUGGCGUUGCCAGUGUAUGAGAAGAUCGGAGUGACGAGUACGGACGAUUGGAUGAAGUCUAGCCGUGGAGUGAAGGACUACCGCCUGUCGCAGAGGGACGGCUGGGGUAGUGCUUCCGACUUUGCCUCACAGGCGCGCUACGACGAGAUUAAGGCCUUCUAUGAAGAGCACGAAGUGCCCUGUCUACGGGUGAUUCAACAGACGCUAGAGUCGGUGAAAAUCAAUGUGGAGCAAUGGAAACGUGAUGAAAAGGCGGUGGGCAAGUUUCUGCGCAAACUUGUUUGUUGA